AUGAAACAACUAACAUCACUUAAUAUUGGUUACAAUGAAAUUACUGUUGAAGGAGCUAAAUUCAUCAGUGAAAUGAAACAAUUGACAUCACUUUGUAUUUAUAACAAUGAAAUUAGUGAUAAAGGAGCCAAAUAUUUAAGUGAAAUGAAACAAUUAACAUCACUUAAUGUUUCUAACAAUGAAACUAGUGAUGAAGGAGCCAAACACAUCAGUGAAAUGAAACAAUUAACAUCGCUUUAUAUUUAUGACAAUCAAAUUGGUGAUAAAGGAGCUAAAUAUAUAAGUGAAAUGAAACAACUAACAUCACUUAAUAUUGGUUACAAUGAAAUUAGUGAUGAAGGGGCCAAAUACAUAAGUGAAAUGAAACAACUGACAUUACUUUAUAUUUAUAACAAUGAAAUUAGUGAUAAAGGAGCCAAAUAUUUAAGUGAAAUGAAACAAUUAACAUCACUAAGAAAAUAA
Molecule: messenger RNA, 462 nt
Organism: Naegleria gruberi
Lineage: Eukaryota; Heterolobosea; Eutetramitea; Acrasida; Naegleriidae
Exons: 1
Coding region: 1-462 (153 amino acids)
Biological process (GO): nucleocytoplasmic transport; activation of GTPase activity
Cellular component (GO): perinuclear region of cytoplasm; cytosol; nucleus
Molecular function (GO): small GTPase binding; GTPase activator activity
Source: RefSeq, a predicted model, not a curated record